This is a messenger RNA of Glarea lozoyensis ATCC 20868, 2808 nucleotides long. Its product is annotated as Acid protease. Gene Ontology annotation, cellular component: fungal-type vacuole. The record is from RefSeq and is a predicted model, not a curated record. Gene Ontology annotation, molecular function: aspartic-type endopeptidase activity. Gene Ontology annotation, biological process: proteolysis. NCBI's taxonomy places the organism in Eukaryota, Fungi, Ascomycota, Leotiomycetes, Helotiales, Helotiaceae. The coding region runs from base 1 to 2808 and encodes 935 amino acids. The transcript is spliced from 5 exons.
AUGGCGCCUUCGUUGAGUCUCGCUUCACAAUUUGUGUACAUUCUCUCGCUUCUACCUCUUGUAACUGCUGCUCCUAUCGAGGAAGUUUUAGCUCCUCGUAACGAACAACAGUCCUUUAGUGUAUCCCAGGUGCCGAAUCCUAGGUGGAAAGGAAUAGAUGGAGCUGGACCAGCAGCUCUACUUCGUACUUUCUACAAGUACCAUGCUCAACCACCAGCGGCAGCAAGGAAAGCUGUUGAGAAUGGCACUGGUACUGUGACUGCAAGUCCUUAUCCUGCAGAAUAUGAUAGAGAGUAUCUAUCACCUGUGUCAUUGGGAACACCCGCACAGAUUCUUGAUCUUGAUUUUGAUACGGGUUCUUCAGACCUAUGGGUCUUCUCCUCUGCCCUUCCAAAGUCUCAAACAGGCGGACAAACACUAUACAGCCCUGGCAACUCAUCGACAUCCUCAGUCCUAGAAAACCACACCUGGUCCAUCCGCUAUGGUGACGGCUCUGGUUCUUCAGGAACCGUAGUCAACGAACUCGUCACAAUCGGCGGCAUAUCCGCACGCAGACAAGCCCUCGAAAUCGCAACCCAAGUCUCCGGUUCUUUCACCCAGGAUGCUGCCUCAGACGGCCUCCUCGGUCUCGCUUUCAACAGCAUCAACACCGUCCGUCCAACUCCACAAAAGACGUGGUUCGACAACGUGCAAUCCUCUCUCGCAGCACCGCUUUUCACUGUCAAUCUGAAGAAAGCCGCUGUCGGGCUUUAUACCUUUGGUGCUAUUGAUAGUAAAGCUCAUACCGGAUCUAUCGCCUACGCACCCGUGAACACCAAGAAUGGAUUUUGGCAAUUCCCGUUGACUGGGUAUGCGGUUGGGACGGGCAAGUUUAGUAAUUCGUCGAUUGAUGUUAUUGCUGAUACAGGAACUACGUUAUUGAUGUUGCCAACGAAUGUUGUUGAUGCUUAUUAUAAGGGCGUGAAAGGGGCUUAUUAUGAUACUGAGUAUGGUGCUAUGGUGUUUCCUUGUACGGCUAAGAUGCCAGAUUUUAUAUUCGGUUUAGGGAGCUAUAGAGGAAGUGUUCCCGGUUCUUUCAUCAGUUAUGGACAGAUCAAUACCUCGACUUGCUACGGAGGACUGCAAAGUAGCGAGGGGUUGCCGUUUGGAAUCUUGGGAGAUAUAUUGUUGAAGGCCCAGGAAGGAAAUGAUGGCACUUGGUCGACUUUCGAGAUUGGCUUGGGGAAACCAGCGCAACUGGUUCGCGUUCUCCCUGCGACGGCGAGCUUUGGGACUGCAGUUGCAUAUAAAGCGGUAGAAGAGGUUAGCGAUGACGACGACAGCGAUACAUCUGAUGAUAGUGGAACAAAUGAGUGGUUAUUCGAUACCCGAAAGUCGUUGAGCUGGAUAGCGCAGAGUCGGCUUCGAACAAACAACCCAAAGGGAGAGAAUGUUAGGCAAUACGGACUUGAUACAAUACAAUUUAAUGAUGGUACAGAGCAAGCUCUACCGCAUCAACCCAUUACUGCAAUAUCUGAUGGCAACGAAACGAUUGGGCAGCUUGGUCUUGGAUCUCCUCCGACGAAAUUCAAUAUAUUCGAACCUUCAACAGCGAGCUUGUCGGAUGCAUUGUGGUUUCAUGGCAUUACUCCAAGUUCAGUAUGGAGCUAUACAGCAGGCGCAUAUUACCGCGGUGAGACUGCCUUUGGAAGUCUAGUUUUUGGGGGUUACGAUCUUUCGAGAUAUAAGGGGAAUAGUGUCGGAUUUACUAUGAGCAACGAACCCGAUCGCGAGCUUGGAUUGGAGAUAAGAUCUGUCAGCGUGGCCACUGUUCUAGGAGAGACAGAGAUACUGAAUACGCCAAUUUCGGCAUCGAUUGAUUCAAGCAUCGCAGAACUUCGACUACCAAAGUCAGUCUGCGAUCGAUUCAAAGAAGCAUUCCAUCUUUCAUUCGACAGCAAACGUAAGCUAUAUCUUAUAGACAGACACAUUCACGACCGACUGCAAAAUUCCAAUCCGGAAAUCACAUUCGCACUGGCAGCUUCGUCUGUCGGAGCAAGUAUAAACAUUACGUUCCCAUACCUGGCGUUCGCACAAAACCUUCCAUCCUCUUCGAAUGACAGCGAGGUUUACUUCCCUAUCCGCCCAAUUUCCGACCCGAAAAGCUAUAAAUUAGGCCGAACUUUCCUCCAAGAAGCAUAUCUAACAGUUAACCCCUCGGCUCGUGUAUUUCUAAUAUCACAAGCACGUUUUCCAUUCGCGCCACCACGAAUAACCGCUCUGCCGUCAUUUGCCUCGAAGUCUAAACCUGCAAUGAAGAUUUUAACACGAGCAAUACGCUCACGACGCCGCAGCAGUCGACCUUCUGGAGGAGCGAUAGCAGGGAUAGUCAUCGCCGUCGUUGCUGUUAUCAUCGCUUUGACGUUCGUGAUUUGGAUCAUUCUACGAAAAAGGAGAAGCACUGCGAAAGAUAUUAGUACGGGAGUCACGACUGACGACGGAGAGCGCGGCACAGGUGUAGAAAUGGGGAGCCCCGAGAAAGGCUUCAGCCACGGAAGAGUGAAGGCGAGCGACAGCUUAGUAGCCGUGAAUCCUCCCAGGCUUCCGGAAACAGUUCAACUGCCACCGAUGACACAGGAAAUGAUAGCAGAACCUUCUGCGGUAGACAAACCGCAUGAAACAGAGCCGGACAAACCAAAAAUAAAUACACAUACACAAAAAGUAAAAGCAGGACAUGAAAAGGAGUUGAACUCAGCUAGUCCUACAGAUAGCGUAGGGACGAGGUUGGAAAGGAGGAAGAGUCGGUUUAGUGAGGAGUUGUUUGAUUGA